AUGUUCUCCAGUACCGUGGCCCGUCCACUACAGCUGGCUACUCGGUUCAUGCAGUGGGCCAGUGCAGUCAUCGUGAUGGGUAUCACUUCAUACUUCAUCCACAAGGGACCUCGCGGCCAGCACACUAUCUACUGGGAAGUCAUUUCGACCAUGUCUGUUGUCUUCUUCCUGCCCGCCUUCAUCUCGCCGUUCAUGCCCAAUGCCCUAAGCAAGUUUGUCCUGAUCAUCGAUGUCAUCUUCUCAUACCUCUGGCUCACAGCCUUCAUCUUUGCCGCGCAAGACUACAACUGGCACAACUGCGCCUUCAACUCUCCCCCCGGCCUGUCCUGCUCUAAGAAGAAGGCCAACGAAGCUUUCAUCUUCCUGACCUUCAUCUUCACCUUCUUCGCCAUUUUCCUCGAAGUCGGUGCCCUCUGGGCCUACCGGCGCGAGAGCACCCCCGUCCGGGAGAAGAACACUGGUGGCGCCCACGGCGGUCCUGCUGACGCGCCUCUGGCCGCAGCCUAGACUUCAGGCUCUACCUGAUAAAGCCAUCUCGUCGUGUGACGGCGACUACAUAUGCCAACGUCCUCUCUUGCGCAGCAUCCAUCCGUCUGCAUCUACGUCCUGCACAGGAAAGAGAAGUCGUCCAUCUCCCGCGAGAUGAGGAUUCGAUACCCCUUUCUUGUCUCUCUUUUAUACGACCAUGAUACCACAGUUGACUUUGGCUUUGAUUGAACAUCUACCAUUAAUACUGAUGAUGUUUAUACUUCUGAUAUCCCUGCAUACUAAUGUCCCUUCGUUAAUGUCUGUACGACUUGAACAUGCUUGAAACGACCUGAAGAA
This is a messenger RNA of Aspergillus neoniger CBS 115656, 825 nucleotides long. RefSeq lists its product as uncharacterized. The transcript has 3 exons. Bases 1 to 507 code for a protein of 168 amino acids. Gene Ontology annotation, cellular component: membrane. NCBI's taxonomy places the organism in Eukaryota, Fungi, Ascomycota, Eurotiomycetes, Eurotiales, Aspergillaceae. The record is from RefSeq and is a predicted model, not a curated record.